UGUAGGUCCAUAGAGAAAUCUAGCAACUACAUUGUAGCCUGGCUGCCUGCCUGCACUGAGGUUUUAUAAGUUAUAAUGGGAUGACGAUGUUGUACAGGGCAGUUGGUUUGGCUUAAUCAAACUAAGUGUAUUUCUCUUUGGUGUUUCUACUUGCUGACAUUCUAAUUAUGCGUGGGCAUGAAUUUGAACAAGGACAUACAGAUUAAUACAAUUGGGUUGUGCAGAGGUGGAAAUUAGUUGUCACUCGUUAUAUUAAUUGGUAUUGUGUGCUUAAUUCAGCUGGCAAUCUGCCAUCGAGAACCUCAUAUCCACCAUUUGUUACUCGAAGUCCAUACCAAAUAAGAUUUUGGAAAAUGAAUCGGCGCGCCACCCUCCAAGUAGAAAACAUAAACAUGCCUCAACGGUCCAGUUUCUUUGAUCUGUCCGCACGGCACCCUCAUGAGAUGGGGAAAAGUUUCUUGGCGCUGGGAUGCGCUCCAAGCGACCAUGAUAUUGAAGAAUACAAAGCCAAACAUACCGUGGAGUAUGAGAACACUUACUGUAUGGAGCCUAAAAAUAGAUUUGUUGCAGGGAGGGUUGAGCCAAUCAUGAAAGAGGUUCUAGAGAAGCAUCUAGAGAAAGUGAGCUAUGAACCUACGCUGUGUAGCGAUCUAUCCAAGACCAUCGUAUCAGAGAUCAAACUCCAAGUCAAGGAACUUGACUUUGAGAGAUACAAGAUCAUCUGCUUGGUUGAUAUCGGUGAGAAGCGAGACCAAGACAUCCACAUGGGAAGCCGUUGCCUAUGGGAUGACCAACGGGACACCUUUGCUUCAACUACCUAUGAGAAUCACUCCCUCUUCGCUGCAGCCAUUGUCUUUGCCGUCUAUUUUGAAUGACUGCCGGGCCCUAUUAAGCUGCCAAUUAGUGAGCCAGUGCUACACAGGAAACCACUGGACAGGCAAGCAAAGUGGGCUUUAAUUAGGUGUAAAUAUCCUUUUGAUGGGAUGGCUAACCGACCUGCUACUAAUGAAAUUUGAUUAGAUUUCUUGUGCCUUCAUACACAUACUGGAAAGCCUUGGGUGACUAUUUAUUUAAUUUGUGAACCAAACAAAAAGUGUUGGAAAAUAUGACAUGCAUGACCGUGUGUCAACAUACUGAAAGUGUAAAUGGAUUUCCCUUGUUCUGUCUGUCUACAUGCUUUCUCUAGUAUUGCUUUUUCUAUACUUAUCUGGAAAGUUAUGUCCAGCUUGAUAAUUUUCUUGAACUAUCUAGCUUAAAUUAUUGACCACUAACACUAUGAAUUGCCUUUAUGAGAAGUUUUCUUCUGAAUAUAGAGUCCUAGACCACUAUAUCAUAGAUACAUACCAUAUCUGAUUUUAAACACAGUUUCUGCAAAUGGUUACAUUCAUUUUCUUUUUCAGGAGGGCUCUAACAAGAAAUCUGCAUUGUUUUAAUCUGUUAUAUUUUAAAAUUCUUUAAAUACCAUACCACUUUGAUUAAAUUUGAAUUUUCAAGUUGUUUUUAAGACUCUCUGUGAUGUACAAUACAAGUCUUUUAGUUUGUGUGAGUCCAUUUUUUCCCUAGAGGUUUGCUAUGACAAAAAGGAGAUAAUCAAAUUUCAUGUAGAUUUUUAUAUUGUAAUUACAAAAGACUGCUUUAUCACUUUUUCUUUCAAUGUAUGCCAAAACAUUCUUGCCAGUCAUAGGUAUGUCUUCAUUUUAAGAACAGGAAACAUAAAACUCAAGUUUGUCUUUUUAUUACUAUAUUUAGCAAUCAUAGAUGCAAUAGUGUGUUACUUAUAUCAAUUUGUUUUAUCUUCUUUUCUACGGGUCACUUUCGAUCAGAAGUAUUGUUUGGACUUUUAUUCAGCAAUUUAUGGGAUUAUUUUUCAUUCUGCCUCCGGCCACCAACAGUGGUGCCUGGAGGCAUUACAUGUAUGUCUUGGGUUGUCUGUUCCGCUUUUUCAUUAUCACAAUUUCUCAAGAACCGUUUGAGUUAUGAGUUUCAAUAAGUGUAUUUAUCACCAUAGCAAGAUGAUCUGAUAAGAAUUCGGGAUUAGUAUGUUAUAAUCAGAUCAUCUUGCUCCAUAGAGGUCAAUUUAUGAAUUAAAGGUUCUAGCCUCGUUAUUGCGAUAUCACAAGAACCACUCAAGUUAUGAACUUCAAACUUUAAGAAAUUGGUAAUGAUGAAUAAACAGAAUGUAGGUUGAUGUAUGAUCGAGAUGCAGUCACAGUAUCUUGUUCUUUGUUAGCAUGUGGUGAACUCAAGGGGAUGCAAUAGUGUGCAUACUUAUUUAGAAUAUACAGUGAAAAUUAAAAAUUAAAAUACACAUUUUGAAAAAAUAUCCUUCAAAUUUAUAAUUUCAAGAUAGCUGCAUGACUUUUCUUAUGAAAUUAUGGGUGAGGGUCUAGUCACUCGGAUGGCACUUAGAGUAUUGACAAUAUUUUAUACCUGAGUGAGCACUUGCUAAUUAAAAAAAAAACUCUUGAAAAUUGGUUUGCGCAACAAAUGUUUCAGCCUUGGAGUGAAUCAAAGUGCAAAUCGGGCAGUUAUCACAUGUGCUCUAUUAAAGCCCCACUACACAAGUGAUAGCUACUUGCGCCCUCUACAUAGCAAACAAUGCCUAAUCGGUCCCCUAGCUGUGCAUUUCAAAGAGAAUCUACCCUACCUGUCACAAGACCCCAAAACAAGGUGUUGCAAAGUGAAUUAAAAAUUUAGCAAAAAAUAUUUUCAAUACUUAAAGUGCCAACUGAUUGAAUAGAUCUUCGCCCAUAACUUCAGAAAUCUUGCAGAUAUCAUGAUAUUCAAAUUUUGUAAGAUAUUUUCAAAGUGUGUACUCUUUUUUUUUUAUACGCACUGUAGAAGUCUUUGUUGUAAAGGUUUACUUUUUUGUUUGUUUUAUUUAUUUGUUUCAACCAGUUUUGCCAAAUAUUCAUACCAUCAAUCAGUGCACUAUUCUUAAGAUGCAAUAGUGUGUUUAGAUCUUAGUCCGUAUCCACAACAAA
Messenger RNA from Strongylocentrotus purpuratus (purple sea urchin), 2984 nucleotides. Its product is annotated as tctex1 domain-containing protein 1. Gene Ontology annotation, molecular function: dynein intermediate chain binding. NCBI's taxonomy places the organism in Eukaryota, Metazoa, Echinodermata, Echinoidea, Camarodonta, Strongylocentrotidae. Gene Ontology annotation, cellular component: cytoplasm; cytoplasmic dynein complex. The record is from RefSeq and is a predicted model, not a curated record. Gene Ontology annotation, biological process: microtubule-based movement. The coding region runs from base 354 to 875 and encodes 173 amino acids. The transcript is spliced from 4 exons.